GGCGGCAACUGGAAAAUCGGAGCUACGCGGGAUGAGGAACCUUGGGAGGAAACAGUCGACACUAAUGCCUUUGGGUGGAUUGAGAGUCAAUCGACAUGGAUGGUGCACAAAGAAGACGACAAUGCAACUUAUACCAAGAUUGCCAAAGCUAUCGCAAACGGUGUCAACAAGACGGAUAUUGGCAAACUGGUUAAGGAGCAUGGAGAAGAGGUUAAAGUGGCUACUAUUGGGCUAUAUUAA
Trichoderma asperellum CBS 433.97 is the source of this 240-nucleotide messenger RNA. RefSeq lists its product as uncharacterized. The record is from RefSeq and is a predicted model, not a curated record. NCBI's taxonomy places the organism in Eukaryota, Fungi, Ascomycota, Sordariomycetes, Hypocreales, Hypocreaceae.